UGGUGGACAUCGGUAGGAGGAUGAAAACAAAUAUUGGCACGGCUAUAGCGGUCGCCAAAGAUAUUGCCAGAUAUGAUUACAAAUCGGAUGUCGACUAUGUCUUGUCAACGUUUUCAAUGGGUACCGAUGAUCGUAGUCUGAUUGGUGAUGUUAAAACUUAUGGAACCCUUGCUGAAUUCGAAAAAGCUCUUGACGACCUCGGUAACAGCGAGUUUCCAGAGGAAAAUAAGGAAGCUGACUGCUUUCAGCCAACUUAUGCCGGCAUUAUCAGAGGAAUAACACAAGGUUACCCAAGAAAAAGCUCUCCUAUAUUCGUAUUCACAAACAACUUGCCGAGACCCUUUGGAGAGUAUACUUUGGAAAGCGCCAAAUAUCACGCUAAGAGGAACAAAAUGUCUGUCAAUGUUUUUGUAAUGAAGCCCUACUGCUCGACAAAAUCGAAAGGCAGAUACAAGUCUAUCAUAUGGUCAACUGGAGGGUUUCUUUGGCUGAUCAGGGGUGGUUAUUCAUCCGUGAGAAAAGACUUGAAAAAGAUUGAAAAUAAGGUCAAGAAAAAUCUUGUAGGCACUUUUACCAUCGUUAGCAGGAAUGUUAAGAGACAAAGCAAGCCAAAGCGGGGGAUUGAAAUAAGCGUUGGAGAGUUUGUGAUUGAUGAUAUUGCACAAUGUGGAACUAUCGACAUCCAAGCUAAACAUGACAACAGGGGAAUCAAACUGUUCAAUCCAAACGACUACCAAAAACUCCCUGAAAUAGACAACGAUAUCUAUCGAGUUUGGACCAUUUAUAAACCCACGAAAGGAAGAUGGAGAUUUGAUCCUGGCGAUGUUCAGGACAUUCAAGUUUUGUCGCAUACAGAUCUGGACAUUACCUUCGAAACGAUUUUUUUGAGAGAGAAGACGCAAGGAGGAAAAGAAGUUGCUUUGGAGCAUCCACUGAUAGGUAUUAAAUACAAGCAUUAUUUAAUUAGUUUUUAA
Molecule: messenger RNA, 974 nt
Organism: Exaiptasia diaphana
Lineage: Eukaryota; Metazoa; Cnidaria; Anthozoa; Actiniaria; Aiptasiidae
Exons: 3
Coding region: 21-974 (317 amino acids)
Source: RefSeq, a predicted model, not a curated record